Messenger RNA from Cladocopium goreaui, 2714 nucleotides. NCBI's taxonomy places the organism in Eukaryota, Dinophyceae, Suessiales, Symbiodiniaceae. The record is from the annotation of a GenBank genome assembly.
UAUAUAUAAUAUACUUAUUUAAUUGUUCAUGUGAUAUAUCCAUAGGAUGAUGUUUCCAUUCCAGAAUUGAACACUUGGUUUCACCUGUCUGCAACUUUUGGCGAUGACCAAGGCAGAGCGUCCUGGUUGAAUGUCUUAUUGAUGUGACGGCGACGAUACAAAACGUGGCAGUCUUGGGGGUGACCAUCAAGGGUGAGAUUGACACCUGUAAAGCUACAGGUUCGAGCCCAAUGAUGACCCGCCUGGAUAAGCUUGAACCAGGGGGCCAAGCCAUAGAUGGUUGGGAGGAAACGGACAUUGCAAAGCUUGCGUGUUUCCUCAACAGUGACGGAUUGGUGUUUGUCUUGUCCAACUUGGCCACAGCCGUCGGAUUCGCUGCAGGCAACUGCGCAUAUACCAUUGAAUUGCCGGACGCCGCUUUUCAGCCGGUGUACACACACAACAAUAGCGUCUACUUCGACCGUCUCUGCGCCGCGAACAUCGCCUCCACUGUGAACGUGGUGUCACAGUUUGCUGCUGCUGGGGCUAUGGCUGGAACGUCGUGUCCAAAUGCAAACAGUCCUGUGUCAGCUCCGGCGAGCACAUUUGGCACUGGUGCUAACGACGAGUUUGUGGAUGGCUUCACGGAUGCCUAUGAUGCUGGUGGAAUCCGACGCCUGAGUGCAGAGCAACGCAAAUUGCUUGGUUCUGCCGGAGGGGGUCAACCCGCAUUAGGAACUGGCGAAACAGGUAAUGCACUUGCAUGCUUGCUGGCUGCAGAGGGAGUUCUUUUUAGCAUCAUGCAGAUUGGUGUCGAGCUGGACCACGCUUUCAGGCUCAACUGCAAAACCGGUGAAUAUGCAAAUGGUCCCGUCACGAAGGCGCAAGUGAAGGCCAACAAACUGACCAAGGUGAGCCCUGCUCUAUGUGCAGCUAACGUUGGCGGUGUCAUCCAAGGGUUCAUCAACGUCAUCACGGUGGGCCAAAUCAUGGUGAUGCAGUGCGACAACAUCAUGACCGCCUCAAGGAUGUGUGGCCAAGGUAUUUCUAUGUUUUUCAGCGCAGCAGCAAAUUUGGUCAGAGGAUCUGGUCAAUUGUACGACUUCUGUGUCUUGAAAGCCUUCAACGCGGCGCAGGUUGAUCAGCGUUGGCAGUGGAAGAAAGGCCUCGUGACCCGACGGCUGCAGGAAGACGAGCUGCGACGAGCAGAUCCCGUUGAGUUCUUUGAAGGACUUUACAAGAACGUGAGUGGCUACAAAAUGGAUUUGAAGAAGGGAAUCAGAGGACAGUCUUACACCAUCGCGGAGGAGAAUAAGGGCUUGACAUGGUAUCCAAAUAUAGGUUUGUCGCGUGACGUGGUCGAGUUUGUAGAAGAUGAUGAAGAACAUCAAGGUGAAAACAUCUACGUUCCAGGUGGCUUUAGGAUCCGCGCUAUCCGAAAUGAACACCAAUUCAAUAUUAGCAGACUUGCUUUGACAGUGUUUUUUUCUGUUGCCGUGGCAAUUACCCUUUUAGGGACCUAUUUGGCGCACAGAGAGCCUGCAAGAAGUGGGGAGGAGGCCGACUAUGGUCUUCUGGACCAAGACUUCGGCAACAAAACUAGCAAAAUUUGGAACAAUCGCACAUCCAUCUUUUGCUUCAUGGUGGUGCAGCAAGGAUCCAUGGAAGUCAGAUUGGCGCAAUUUCAGUUCAAAAAGAAAUGUGGCAUUUUCGAGUGCAACCAUUACGCGGUGUAUUCAGAUGCACCCGAAGCAAUAUCUCUGGGAUUGAACUCAGAUGGAACUGAAGAGAAGACCAUUCCAAUUCCAGGUCCUCCUGCCUUGAAGGGGUUGCAAAGUUGCCUCGGGUGCCAUUCGCAGAAGACGUACAUCAUGAACGCAAAUGUCUUGAUGCGAGCGUGGGACAAGGCGGCCAAGGAUGGAAUUGCAGGAAACUUUGGCAUCAAGCUGUUGGAUGGGUUGAAGGUGGCAGAGGCAGAGGUGAAAGAGGUUGCAGAGGCUGAGGCUGCAGAGGUGGUGCCAGCUGAGAUGAAGAAGAAGGGUGGACACAUGAAAAAGCAGGAGGCAGGAGCGCGAAUGGCCGCAGCACACCACGAACGCAUGGAGAAUUUCACCUUGCCCACCGGUGCGUGCCAGCCGUAUGAAGGUGAUGAUGAACACUGCAUGGAUUGCUUCCAGAUGGCCAUGUGUCAGCACCCCUACUGUGGCACUUGCGGCUUUUGCAAGUCUGCUAGUGCGGACUUUGAUCCAGAAAGAGAGCUUCUGGAUUAUCAGUGCAUGUGCAUUCAGUGUGCCAGAGCCAUGAAUAGGUGCUGCGCAUGUGGCAAGGCCUUCAAUGGGAAACCCAUCGAGGUGACUUUGCCUUUGCAACAUGGUCCAGGCAAUGAUGAGGCUCACGGAGUCUUGCUGCCCGACGAAGACGGAGAGAUCGAAGAGAACUGGUCAAAGCGGAUGGCUGCAGCCCUGGAAGUGGCUAGGAAAUACAGCGGCUUCUCGAAGUUUCACGACACCUAUCCUCCGCUCUUCGAAGAACUUUGGGACAAGUAUGACGCAGAACACAGUGGCUACAUCAAGGCUGCUGAUGCCGAGGCGUUUGCAAAAGACAUGGUGGCCUCAGGUUGGAAGGACUGGGCACCUUCCGAGCGGGAUUGCAGUCUGUGGAAACAGAUUGAAGAGGAGUUUGGUGGAAUUAGCUUGGAGCAAUUUGCAGAGAUGAGCGAGAACGGCGCUGCCUGA